Molecule: messenger RNA, 2114 nt
Organism: Maylandia zebra (zebra mbuna)
Lineage: Eukaryota; Metazoa; Chordata; Actinopteri; Cichliformes; Cichlidae
Gene: rnf144b
Product: ring finger protein 144B
Biological process (GO): protein ubiquitination
Molecular function (GO): zinc ion binding; ubiquitin-protein transferase activity
Source: RefSeq, a predicted model, not a curated record
GGUUGCUAGGUGAACCAGAACCCUAGAGGAAGUUGUUGCACUGUGAACUAAGUGUUUUUCUGUCUGGGGGGCUAGAAGAGUAACAAGAGCACUGCGGCUGUGGAUCUGGACUCAGACUGCUUCUACGCCCAGUGGUCCACAGGGAAGGAACAUGGAGGCCAUGGCUGCUCUCCGUUCCCAGCAGAAAGGCUAAGAGAGGCUUGAUUCGUCCUCGUGACUUCUUUUCCUGCCGGCCGGCCUCGCCUCGUCAUGGCCAGCGGGAGUCCCACCGUGAGCCGGGAAGCCCGGGAGUCAGCUCCGGAGACGCCCGAGGCUGCCGCCAACCUGCAGGUGUUCUGCAAACUGUGCCUCAGCGAGCAGCCAUCGACAGCCACCACAGGACUGCAGAGCUGCAAGUGCAUCUACUGCACAGCGUGUUUGCAGCAGUAUGUUCAGCUAGCCAUAAUGGAGGGUGGGGGGGCACCAAUCACCUGCCCCGACAUGGCGUGCCGAAAGACUGGAGUGCUGCUGGACUCAGAGAUAGCUGCUUUGGCAGCAGCAGGUCAGGUGGAGCUGUAUCUGCGUCUCAAGUUUGAGAGAGGAGUGAAGCUUGACCCCAGUAAAGCCUGGUGCCCGGUGCUUGAAUGUCAGGCUGUGUGUAAUGUGGAGCAGAGCACCGAAGGCCACCCCGCCGCUGUGCCCUGCCCGACCUGUCACACCGUCUUCUGCUCCGGCUGCAGAGGGCCCUGGCAGGAUGGCCACGCUUGCCCCGAGCGGCAGGCCAUGAUGACGCCUUCUCAUCAAAGCAGGACACGCUCAGACAGUGACUCUGACAUGCCCAUCAAGCAGUGUCCUAUGUGUGGUAUCUACAUCGAGAGAAACCAAGGCUGUGCACAGAUGCUGUGUAAAAGCUGCAAACACACCUUCUGCUGGUACUGUCUGCAGAAUCUGGAUGGUGAUAUCUUUUUGAGACAUUAUGAUAAGGGGCCAUGCAGAAACAAGCUGGGACACUCCAGGGCCUCGGUUAUGUGGAACAGAACGCAGGUGGUGGGGAUCCUGGUGGGAGUCAGUAUCAUUGUGCUGGUGACGUCACCUCUCCUCCUGCUGGCCUCGCCCUGCAUCCUGUGCUGUGUUUGCAAGCCCUGCAAAGGGGACAAGAAGAAGAAGAAGAACAAGAGCAAGAAGGACCUCAGCCAGUCAGACACCUCCACAUCAUAGCAGCUCCCUGCUUUCAUCUGUCCGCACAGGAUCACUCUGCUAACCUCAUGAAUGCCAAGGAAAGUUUAAGCGCUGCAUGAUGGGAAUAAAAAACACUCAUGAACUAAUGGAUUACCUUUUUUUUCUUUUUUUUUUGGAAGCCCUCUAAGUGAGCGGGUUUUCCGGACUUUUACAUUAUGCCUCAGUGAGAGGGCUGCUCAAAAAUCACUCUUGAAUCACGAGAGUGCGUACUUUAUAUGGUGGGUGUGUAAAUGUGAGGAGAAUGAAUGUAAGUCACUUGUCUAGCCAGUUUUCAGAGGCACAACAAGAUAAUUAGGAGACAGCAAUAGGUGUGAAUCUCCCUCGACAGGGCUCUCUUUUUCUCACCAACACACCUACACAAACACAUACAUGCAGUUUAAAGUGCAAAGCCACCCUCAUGUGCCAAAUGUCAUGAAGCCAAACCAGAAGUGUUGGGCGCUCAAGUGCCUCGCUCUACAGUGCCUGGUGCUUGGUUCGAUUUGCUUUGCCUUUCAUUCUGUCUUAUGCAAAUAAUUUUAGCGUUAUGGAAAUGGACAACCAUCAGGAUCCUGCAUGGUUAUAAACGCCGCAGUGAUGCAAAACAUUCUAAGGUGUUAGGAGAAGGCAUCUGGAACCAUGUGUGCACUGUAUAAUCUUUACUCAUACGAAACACGAUAAGGCUUCAAUGGUGCACAGAGAGAACUCUUCUUCUGCAGAUGCUUGUUGUUUCCACCUGGUGUAUGUUCCAGACCAAAGGCUCUAAAGAGGACAGUGUGUACUUUUCUAAAGUGUGUUAAUAUGUAUUCAUGGGGAAUGUGUGUAUGGUGUCAUUUCUACAUUUGUUUUGAUGUUUCGGCAUCAAAUAUUUUAUAAAAGCGCCAUUGUAAAUGGAAAAUAAACACGAUGAACUGAACAUG